Mauremys mutica (yellowpond turtle) is the source of this 4493-nucleotide messenger RNA. RefSeq names its product adhesion G protein-coupled receptor E3-like. NCBI's taxonomy places the organism in Eukaryota, Metazoa, Chordata, Testudines, Geoemydidae. Gene Ontology annotation, molecular function: calcium ion binding; G protein-coupled receptor activity. The coding region runs from base 80 to 2311 and encodes 743 amino acids. The transcript has 18 exons. Gene Ontology annotation, biological process: cell surface receptor signaling pathway; adenylate cyclase-activating G protein-coupled receptor signaling pathway. Gene Ontology annotation, cellular component: membrane. The record is from RefSeq and is a predicted model, not a curated record.
AGCCGGCCCUGGCUCGGGGGCGCUGCCCUCUGGCUGCAGCUCGGUGCGCGCCGCUCGCUGGACUCCCUCGCCCCGCAGCAUGGACCCGGCUCGCCGCCUGCUGCCCCUCGGGCUCUGCAUCGCCCUGUGCCUGUGGGGCACCGUGGCCCAGAAUCAUGGCGUACAAGGUACCACUGGGGACUGCAACAACCAUGUGAUAUGCCCAGCAAACACCAAGUGUGUGAACAGCACCCACUGCACCAGCCUGGAUGGAUACCAGCCAAGUGGGAAUCGCUUCUUCACCGACCCAACGGAGACCUGUGACGAUAUUAACGAGUGUCUGGGGCCGAGCCAGCCAGACUGCGGACCCCACGCACAGUGCAACAACACACCUGGGAGUUACUACUGCACCUGCAUCCAUGGCUACGAGCUCAGCUCUGGGAAAGCCAACUUCACGCACGCGAGUGAGAACAGCUGCCAGGACAUCGACGAGUGCAACCAGACCCCAGAUAUCUGUGGCCCCAACGCCGCGUGUAACAACACCAGUGGGAGCUACUGGUGUGAGUGCCGGGCCGGCUACGUCCCCUCCAACGGGAACACGACCCUGUGCCAAGCCCCCAGCAUUAACUGCAGCGCUGAGUUCGAGGGAAUCAAAGAGACGUGCAGGAAUUUCUCUCUGCAGGGAAAGUGGAGCAGCAGAAGCAGCAGUUUUUGCUCAUUCUUUAAUUCGACCUUCGACAUUUUGAUGUCCACGUGCAGAGAUGGGAGUGCAGCGUUAUCACUGGAGAACGUGACUCUCCGUUUCAACGCCCUCCUGAACAGCACCUCCCUCUGGGACGGCGGAGACAAGUGGGAGGUGGGGUCGGCCGUGACGGUCCUGCUGCAGAGCGUGGAACGGGCCGCGCUGGCCACUGCGCUCCGGUCUCUGGAGAGGACAACACAGAACGUGACGACAGAGUCUCUGGCUAUCCAGACGCGGCUCGUCACAGGGAACUGCAGCCAGCACAGUGAGGUCUUCACGCUGAGCGCUCACGAGGAGACAAUGGACGUGCACUGUGCUACAGUCACCGGGGCAGCCACACAAGCUGGUGUGGGGGCUGCUGCUUUUAUUUCCUACUCCACCCUGGACUCCAUCAUCAGUGCGAGACGUCUCAGUGAGGGAAAUCAACGGGCUGGUGGGAAGCUGGAGAAGAGUCACCUCAACUCCAGGGUGGUGAGUGGGGCCGACGGAGACGGGAGCCCCGUUCACCUCUCCAGCCCCGCAAACUUCACCCUGCGCCACAGACAGGCCAAAAAAGAGGAGGAAGAGGCUCUCUGCGUCUACUGGAAAGUGGUGGCUGAGAGCAGCAGCUGGUCUCUGGACGGCUGCACCGCCGUGCACACGAACAGCACUCACACCACCUGCAGCUGUGACCAUCUCUCCAGCUUCGCCGUCCUAAUGGCUCCCACCGCAGUGACGGAGAGUUCCCCACUGACCAUCAUCACCUACGUGGGACUGACCCUCUCCCUGCUGUGCCUCUUCCUGGCCAUCCUCACCUUCCUCCUGUGCCGCUCCAUCCGCAACGUCAGCACCUCCCUCCACCUGCAGCUCUGCCUCUGCCUCUUCCUGGCCGACCUGCUCUUCCUCACCGUGGUGACCCGCCCCGGCAGUCAGGUGGCGUGUGCUGUCAUUGCUGGCCUCCUGCACUACCUCUUCCUGGCCUGCUUCACCUGGAUGUUCCUGGAGGGGCUGCACCUCUUCCUCACCGUCAGGAACCUGAAGGUCGUGAAUUACACCAGCGCCAGCCGGUUCAAGAAGAGAUUCAUGUACCCGUUCGGCUACGGAUUCCCAGCCCUGGUGGUGGCUAUUUCUGCAGCGGUGAAUCCUGGUGGCUACGGAACUUCCACACACUGCUGGCUCAGCCUGGACAGAGGCUUUCGUUGGAGCUUCCUGGGUCCAGUCUGUGCCAUAAUCCUGAUAAAUAUAACGUUCUUUGCCCUGACCCUGUGGAUCCUGAGAAACAGACUCUCCUCCCUCAAUGCAGAUGUGUCCACCCUCAGAGACCACAGGUUACUGACCUUUAAAGCCAUCGCCCAACUCUUCAUUCUGGGCUGCUCAUGGAGCCUGGGUCUCCUCCAAGUCGGCCCAGCAGCCACGGUCAUGGCGUAUUUAUUCACCAUCAUCAACAGCCUGCAGGGAGCCUUCAUCUUCCUGGUGCACUGUCUCCUCAAUUGCCAGGUGAGAGAGCAGUACAGGAGAUGGAUCAAGGGAUUCCGAAUGUUCAGCUCAAAAUCUCAGCCAUCCGAUCUAUCCAUGUCUGCUGUCCCCACCACCAGCACCAAGACGGACUAACCCUUCUGCCAAGCGGAGUCGGCAGCAACCAGGACCAGGGUCAAUACCUAGUGGGUUCCAAUACAAAACCGAACCGACUGGAGCCCCCCAUGACGUUGUGCUCCAUGUGCUUUAUGGAAAUAUGCUCAUGAAUAUGACAUAACUGGAAUAUGCUUUACGCUAAAUACCCCUUGGAUGGUGUCUUUAGAAAGCUUGUAAUCUGUUAAGUGUGUUCAUCCUGUUUGUUUACAUGAAUUGUUUGGGUGAGUGGGAGCUCUGAGGUUCCCUGCUCCCCACGGCAGCUGAGCAGUUGUGGGGGAUCCCACUGCCUGCAGCGGCAGGGAGCUCCAGUUCCCCGCCUCCUGCGGCAAGUGGGAGGUUUAGGGUCCCCCACUGCCCAUGAGGGAAGGCUGCUGCAGGGCCUUCUCAUCUCCCACGGCAGCUGAGAGCCCCAGGGGGUCCCCCUCUUCCUGCCAGGGCUGGGCAACUACGGGGAGUCCCCCACUACCAACAGCAGGGCAGCCGGGGACGCUUGGUGGUGGAGACGGCCUUCCCCGUCCACGCCACCGAGCCACACGCAACCCCCUUCCACCGCACCAAGAUGAUCGGCAUUGCGGCUGAGCCCCUUGGGGAGGAGACAGGCCUGGGCAGUGGGGCAUCGCCAGGUAGGGUCCAGCAGAGGUGUCUCGGGGGUGCCCCAUGGCCUUCCUCCCCCAUCAGACUAGGAAGCUUCCCGCCCCCUGGCCAGUUAUGGGGUGGGGAUUAUUGGGGGGUAACGCUAAUUGGAGGGGAAAGACCUCAUGUCCGUGACCUCUGUGACAUAAUCGUAGCUUUAGCCAUGAGCAAACUCCUACCCCAGAAUAUACUGAGCAAUGUCUUUCCUGGGUGUGGGAAGCCCUGUUAGAACCACCUCCAGCAGCUGGAAUAUUCCACAGAAAAAUCAGGCGUAACCCCAUUGAAUUCAGUAGAGUUAAUCCUGCCCUGCACCCGGGUAACUGAGAGCAGUAGCUGGCCCACCUCAGCACCACACUGGUGUCCUGCAGCUCUGACUCGUCUCUCAAAGCCCUGGGAAGUGACCAGUCUCCAAUCUCAAGGGUGGAUUCUCAGGGGAAGGAAUAACCAACAUCCUGGUGAGGAACCCAAAGGGAGAUCGUCCCUAGGACAUGACAAGGGCUUGUGGUUGAGGAGAUACCAAGAGCCUUUCACCUCCAGAGCAGCAGCUGACCCCUUGUUGAGCAGAGGGGCCAGACCAGCCUGUGCUGGACCUGCACCCUAAGACUACCUACGUCUUCUGUAGCUCAUUUCCUCAGAAGGUCUCAAUGUCCUUUACAAAGGAGGCUAUUAUCAAUAUCCCCAUGUUACAUAAGGUUCCUGGGAAACAAGUGGGGGUGAUAGAUGGAACACAUAUCCCUAUCUUGGCACCAGACCACCUUGCCAAAGAGAACAUAAACCGAAAGGGAUACUGCUCAAUGGUGUUGCAGGUGCUGGUGGAUCACAAGGGCCGUUUCACCAACAUCAGUGUGGAAUGGUCAGGAAAUGUACAUGAUGCCGGCAGCUUUAGGAACUCCAGUCUCUUCAGAAAGCCGCAAGAAGGAACUUUCUUUCCAGAGUGCAAAAUAACCAUUGUUGACGUUGAAAUGCCAAUUGUUAUCCUUGGAGAUCCAGCCUAUGCCUUGCUCCCGUGGUUCAUGAAGCUGUACACAGGCAGCCUGGACAGCUGUAAGGAGCAGUUUAACCAUAGGCUGAGCAAGUGCAGAAUGGUGGUGGAAUGUGCCUUUGGAUGUUUAAAAGCCCGCUGGUGUAGUUUGCUAACUAAUUUAGAUCUCAGUGAAAGCAGUAUUCCCAUUGUUGUUGCUGCUUGCGGUGUGCUCCGCAAUAUCUGUGAAACAAAGGGAGAAAAGUUUCCGGUGUGGUGAGGGGUGGAGGCAGAUUGCCUGGCAGCCAACUCUGAGCAGCCAGACACCAGGGCAAUAAGAAGAGCACAUUGAGGCGCACUGUGUCUCCGUGAGGCUUUGAAAACUAGUUUCAUCCAUGACCCACAGUGAUGUGAAACUUAUGUGUGUUGUUCCUUACCAGAGGGGUAGCCGUGUUAGUCUGGAUCUGUAAAAGCAGCAAAGAAUCCUGUGGCACCUUAUAGACUAACAGACUUUUGCAGCAUGAGCUUUCGUGGGUGAAUACCCACUUCUUCGGCUGCUGUUCCUUA